UAUGUGUCAGUGUCCCUCGUCCCAACUACCUACCUAGGUAGGUACCUAGGUAUUCAUUCAUAGUAUCACUGAUAAACCUACCAGCGCGCGGAUCUCCCGACUUAGAUAAGGUACCCAGGAAGCAAACACCACCAGGUCGUGACAGCGCACCAGGUCUACACACUAACUUACUUUUUUUUCUUUUUCUUCCUAGCAAUUUUCCUCUUCAUAUAACACUCAUACAAGCCUAGCAAGAGGGGAAAAAGGCCAAAACAACAUAAGCAUACAACAUGUGUUCAUCACCCUCCAAGUCAAGAGCCCAUACGCCGGGCACCAUUGCGACACUGGCGAGCUUGCCCUUCGAGAUAAUUACUCUUAUCGCGUCCAAUGGAAUAUUUUCGCGACAAGAUUGGAAAGUGUUGCGCCUCAUUUGCUGCUCCUGGGAACAACCCGUAGCAACUCUCCUUUUUCAGCGCAUCGGUAUUUCCCGUCUUGUAAAGGACCGGAUUGCCUUUGAACAAAUCGCCGCGCAUCCACACCUUGCCAAACAUGUAAAAUGGAUCGUCUGGUAUGAGCCUCGCCUAGAGGAUUGGAAAUCCAAACCCACAACAUUUGAUAAUUAUCAAUUUCUGUCGGAUGCCAUGCGUGAUCUGGAUCUAUUCUGGCUGUCGACGGAAGAGGUGGUUGAUACUCGGCAGCAGGAGGAUCGUAAAAAUAUCAUCGUCACCUUUCUAAAUCAAUUUUCCGUAGCACUGGAUCGAAUGCCCAAACUAAACACCCUCGUUUCAUGCGCCUUACCAAAAGACAGAAUAUUCCCUCAUAAAGGAUCCGCUUACAAAGGAUAUGAUUAUCCUCAAUAUAUCGGUGACCCUUCCAUUUAUACAGGAGUCACGGGCAAUACUACCGACUUCUUUACAUCCACUUUGUUUAUAUGGAUGAAUCGAACAACGCCCGAAACCUAUCUUCUAAGCCAACUGAACGAGAGACUUUGGAAAAACCUCCCGCCUAAACUCGAUCCUCAAUACACUUUCAGUACGCUCACAUCUAUCGAGUUAUACAUCGACCCGAUUGCUGCAGGGUAUCUCUCGGUACUUAUACCAUGUCUAUCCGCAGCAAAAGAGUUGAGGAAAUUAUCAUUACAUAUCUGGACAUGCAGUGAAGACAUGGAAUUGGUCGCGAUACAAAUUUUUCAGCGGUGCUAUUGGCCUAAGUUGACGUCCCUUUCGCUCAGCGGUCUUAGGUUAUGGAAAACUCCUCAAAUCGCCCUUUUUCUCAGAGAACACAGGCACCACUUGCGACGCCUCAUAUUUGACGGGAUUAUCAUCAGGACCCCAUAUUUGAUCAUGCUGAGAGACUACUCAAACCUUCAACUGGAUUAUAUUGCGCUCAUCCAUAUCUGGCCCCUUGAAACUGCGGUGUCUAGGGAAAACGUCCUUGCUUUCCUCGAUAGGACAACUGCUGAAAUCGUCGACGAGAACGGUGAUGUGAAACCCUAUGCUGAGGAAAUACAUACGGAAAAAUUCGUCCGUCCUUCUCGGGCCCGUCCUACCGCGGCUACGAUUUACGACUAUCGCGAUUGGCAUUUGAUUGACUAGAGAUUUACUCGAAUGAGUGAAGACUCUAGGAUGCAGGGGGGAAACAGUGGUUAUUGACUUCGGAUGGCGAUAAUGCGAUGUUUUUUCCAAUUGCGUGGUUGGAACAUUCGGUUGGGGGUUGACAAGGUGGUGUCGAUGGUGGGAGGGUGGGCUUUAUAGGCGGUAUUUUCUCAGCC
Molecule: messenger RNA, 1750 nt
Organism: Hypoxylon trugodes
Lineage: Eukaryota; Fungi; Ascomycota; Sordariomycetes; Xylariales; Hypoxylaceae
Exons: 1
Coding region: 270-1574 (434 amino acids)
Source: RefSeq, a predicted model, not a curated record